AUGCUUUCUAGAAAAGUUCUAGUAGCCUCGCGCUUUUUGCGUUCUGCGAGAGCUCCUCACCUACGAUACCCAUCUCCGGUCGUCCAGCAGUUUCGUCUGUAUGCGGAUCGAGUGGUAAAGGUGCCAGAAAUGGCCGAGUCCAUCUCUGAAGGAACAUUGAAGCAAUGGUCAAAACAAAUCGGUGACUUUGUCGAACAGGAUGAGGAGAUUGCUACAAUCGAGACUGAUAAGAUCGAUGUUGCCGUCAAUGCGCCAGAAGCCGGAACCAUCAAGGAAUUCUUGGCCAACGAGGAGGAUACGGUCACUGUUGGACAGGACUUGGUUCGUCUCGAGCUAGGAGGAGAGGGAGGUGGUGAGAAAAAGGAGAAGGCAGAAGCGACACCUAAAGAGGCUGCUUCAAAAGACCAGCCAACAUCUUCAGAUCCAGAGCCAAAGAAAGAUACGCCAGAGCCUAAAAAGGAGACACCAGAACCCAAAAAGGAAGAGUCAAGUCCACCGCCGCAGAAGAGCGAGCCAAAGAAACCAUCACCACCUAAACAAGAGUCAAAGAAGGAUGAUUCAAAAUCCAGUUCUGCUCCUACACUGGGCAACCGUGAAGAGCGUCGCGUUAAGAUGAACCGUAUGCGCUUGCGAAUUUCCGAACGUCUAAAGCAAUCCCAAAAUACAGCCGCCUCCCUCACAACUUUCAACGAGGUUGACAUGUCAUCGUUGAUGGAAUUCAGAAAACUAUACAAGGACGAGGUUCUAAAGAAGACUGGUGUCAAGCUCGGAUUCAUGAGUGCUUUCUCUCGUGCUUGCGUUCUCGCCAUGAGAGAUAUUCCAGCAGUCAACGCAUCCAUUGAAGGACCAAACGGUGGAGACACUAUUGUUUACAGAGACUACGUUGAUAUCAGUGUUGCCGUGGCUACUGAGAAGGGUUUGGUCACACCAGUUGUACGAAACACUGAGACUAUGGAUCUUGUCGGUAUUGAGAAGUCAAUUGCCGAGUUGGGAAAGAAGGCUCGUGACAACAAGCUCACCAUUGAGGAUAUGGCAGGUGGAACUUUCACCAUCAGCAAUGGAGGUGUUUUCGGAUCCCUGAUGGGCACACCAAUCAUCAACCUCCCACAAACUGCUGUUUUGGGAUUACAUGCUAUCAAGGACAAGCCAGUCGCAGUCAACGGACAAGUCGUGAUUCGACCAAUGAUGUAUCUCGCAUUGACAUAUGAUCACCGUCUUUUGGACGGAAGGGAGGCGGUUCAGUUCUUGGUCAAGGUCAAGGACUAUAUUGAGGAUCCAAGAAGGAUGCUUUUGUAG
Messenger RNA from Glarea lozoyensis ATCC 20868, 1296 nucleotides. RefSeq names its product CoA-dependent acyltransferase. The transcript is spliced from 4 exons. Gene Ontology annotation, cellular component: oxoglutarate dehydrogenase complex. The record is from RefSeq and is a predicted model, not a curated record. The coding region runs from base 1 to 1296 and encodes 431 amino acids. Lineage: Eukaryota; Fungi; Ascomycota; Leotiomycetes; Helotiales; Helotiaceae. Gene Ontology annotation, molecular function: dihydrolipoyllysine-residue succinyltransferase activity. Gene Ontology annotation, biological process: tricarboxylic acid cycle.